Messenger RNA from Selaginella moellendorffii, 1917 nucleotides. RefSeq lists its product as uncharacterized. Gene Ontology annotation, molecular function: protein binding. NCBI's taxonomy places the organism in Eukaryota, Viridiplantae, Streptophyta, Lycopodiopsida, Selaginellales, Selaginellaceae. The coding region runs from base 188 to 1441 and encodes 417 amino acids. The transcript has 3 exons. The record is from RefSeq and is a predicted model, not a curated record.
GUCUCGCCAGGGCCACUCUUUUCGCCCGUGUUCACGUGAAGUUUUUGGGCGCCUCUUGAGCGAAGCACCGGGGCGGCGAUGUGGAGCGCCAGAAAUCCGGCACGGCUGGAUGGAUCCGCUCGCCAGAUGAUCGCGGCGCUGCUGCUGGCCAGGUAUUGAGAAGAGAAGCGGGAGGAAUCGAUCGGGGAUGGAAGCUGUGAGUUUCAGGCCCCUGUUCGUGUCGAGCGUGCUGGUGAAUCCGUGGGAGAUCGCAGCGGCGCAGCGGCCGUGCCGGGCGGAUUCGUGCGAGAGAUUUUCGUGCUGGGGGCAGCGAUCUUGUUCUUGGAAGGCUUUAGGCGGCGGCAGGAAUCAGGGCUUGAGAAGAAUGGGAAGGACGCGAAGAACACGACGGGCCUGCCAGACGCGGUGUGAGAAUCGCGACGACGUCCGUGUGAGCGAGUGCAGUACGUCGUAUAUCCCUGCGAAUUCGUCCUCUCUGGGGGAAUCUCUGAGUGGAGAGACCAUCACAGGCACAGGCGCUGCCACUCCUUGCUCCAUCGCCGGGGCAUUUUCUUCCAUGGUGGUGAUGCUGACGAGCGUACAAAGGCACGCGUUGCUGGCUCGAUCGUCGUCCCACGGGGCCGAGUUCCCGGCGCUCCUGGCCUCCGUCCAGACCGACAUGCACUGUUCAUUCCUCUGGCUCUUCCAGCACGUCUUCGCCAAGACUCCCAGGUUGAUGCUCUCGCUGAUGAUCAUCCUCGCGAAUUUCGUGGCUCUCUCGGCGGCGGGGACUUUCAGCAUGGAGCAGCAGCAAGUGGAAGUUUGCUCCAACGGCUUAUCAUCCUCCAAGAGCAAGAAGACCACGAUGGAUACGUCGAGCUCUCAGGAUGUUUUUAUAUCCGGGGCUUUCGCGCACGAAGUUUCUCCAUCGUCCGGCGACGAGGAGCUCUUCAUGGUCUCCAUGCUCGAGCAAGCCGCGGAGGAGCACAAAGUUGGCAACCAUGGCAAGUCUCCACACGCCGUGGAGAUUGCUCCCGCGGCAGCGCUGGUAGCUCCAAUCUCCGUGCACCUGGAAGCUGAUAACUACGAGUGCUUCGACCGGACGGAGCUACUCUACCAGGAGGCGCUCGCCACCGAUCAGAACAACCCGCUGAUCCUCGCGAACUAUGCCGAGUUCCUCUUCCUGGUUCGUCGUGACUAUGAAAGGGCUCAUAGCGUUUUCCACUUGGCACUUCGAGCCGAUCCCGAGGACGCCGAGAUCAUCUGCCGCUACGGCAAAUUCUUGUGGCUGGUUCAUCGGGACCGGCGAGCAGCCGAGGAGGCGUACAGGGCAGCGAUGGCGGCGGAGCCAUCGAAUCCAUUCUACGCCGGCUGCUACGCUCACUUCCUGUGGCACUCGGGGGAGGACCCGGCAGCGUCGCGCUUAAUCGAGCGGGUCUCGCAGCGUAAGAUCGAUCAAUAAUCUUGAGCGUUUGUUUUGAUUCGUGCGAGCAGUGGACCUCAUAGAAGGAGAAACCCAGGCAAAUUGGGCUUCUCGAUGUGACAAUCCAGCGCGCUGGGUCGCACAAAAGGGAUCACACUCCAGACAAGUCGGAAGAAAAGAAAGAGAUACUUGACGUACAUAACACCAGAGUUUUAAUGGAGCCUUGUUUGAUCUUUCCACUGGUGAGGGGACAUUGCCAAUCACGAGCUUGUAUAAUCUGCUAUAUAUUCCCAUUUCGAAGUUACGGGGCAUUCGAAUCUGGGCCGUUGGAUGAGAGCCAUCCCCGUACAAAGAGGAAUGGAGGUUCUUUUAACUCCGCUGUGAUUCCAUCCGGCCCAUGCAGUAUGGAAACAAAAAAACCUUGGACAGUAUAUUUCCUUUCCAUGGGAUCACUAUCAUCUAUGUAUUUCAUCUACAAAUUCAUACUCGAAUUAGAACCCUCAUGGGGAAUUCAA